Pseudophryne corroboree (corroboree frog) is the source of this 9471-nucleotide messenger RNA. It is a transcript of the gene IL1RAPL2, whose product is annotated as interleukin 1 receptor accessory protein like 2. The transcript has 11 exons. The record is from RefSeq and is a predicted model, not a curated record. Gene Ontology annotation, biological process: signal transduction. NCBI's taxonomy places the organism in Eukaryota, Metazoa, Chordata, Amphibia, Anura, Myobatrachidae. Bases 866 to 2923 code for a protein of 685 amino acids.
GCAGGCAGCUUGUCUAUCAGGCAGGGGAACGGAGUGCCUGCAAUAGAAGAAGCCAGCAGUCUGCAGCUCUCAUUACAAAUACAGCAGCACAGUCUGAGACCUAAACACCCUUCCACACUGCAGGACCCCACCAUGGAAUCAUCUGUAUCACCCUAAAGGCUGGACCUAUGCUCAUCUGUAUUCUGUAAUGGAAUGUUCAUUGAAAACUCACCCUUACUACACUUUGUGACAGGGUUUUCCAGCCCAACACGUGGCUGCAGGAUAUAUACACUACAUCCAUGUGAGUAAGUGGCUGCAGGAUACACACACACUACUGAACAUCCAUGUAAUUGGCUGCAGGAUAUACACACUUCAUCCAUGUAAGUGGCUGCAGGAUAUAUACAAUACAUGCAUGUAAGUGGCUGCGGGAUAUACACACUUGAUCCAUGUAAGUGGCUGCAGGAUAUACACACUACAUGCAUGUGAGUAAGUGGCUACUUUAGGUUUCAGCACCCUUUGCUUGGACAGAGAACAAAUGAUUUAUUUGACUUCUCAGGGACAUUGGGUCUUUGUUUACGGCUACUAUGGAUUAAUGUGGCUCGUGUUUUAAAUGGGCAACAAAUAAUAAUUAAACAGCUGCUGUGUGACUUGGACCAGAUACAAGACACAUCCCUGGGAAAAGACUUUCUAAGUGCCAAUGACUGGAUGCCUAACUUACGGAGGUUGUGUGAUAUGGGGAAUAAGUAUGCACCUUUCCGUCUCAUGCUGUAGCAAGUAUCUGUAGCAGGACUAUUGGCACAUGUGUGGGAUUUCUGUUACAGUAUUGGCUGCUUUUCUCCGGAGUACAGUGCAUGGAACAUUUAGGACCCGGAUAAGACGGUGAAAGAUGAAGCCAUCAUUGUUUUUAACCUUUUUGAUCUGCUCUGCCAUUAAUGCUGAUGUGAAACUGGUGUCUAAAAGAAACUCUGCGGAUGGAUGCAUUGACUGGUCAGUGGAUCUGAAUACAUACAUGUCACUAGUGGGAGAACCUGUCCGAGUGAAAUGUGCUCUCUUCUACAGUUAUAUCAGGACUAACUAUACCAUGGCUCAGAGUGCAGGGCUGAGGCUCAUAUGGUACAAAACCAAAGGAGAUUUGGAAGAACCAAUUUUAUUUUCUGUGGCUAGAAUGAGCAAGGAUGAUGACUCUCUAUGGAUUCAUUCAGCAGAAGCAGAGGACAGCGGAUUCUACACAUGUGUUUUAAGAAACUCCUCGUAUUGCAUGAAAGUAUCAAUGUCCUUGACUGUGGCAGAACAUGAAGCUGGUCUUUGUUACAACAGCAGAAUACGAUAUGUGGAGAAGGCAGAAGUCACAAAAACAAAAGUAAUCUCCUGUCCUGAUAUUGAUGAUUAUAAGACACCAAAUGAAGUAACAGAAGUUGCAUGGUAUAAGGAAUGCAAGCCAAAGAAAUGGAGAAACUUGAUUAUACAGAAGGGAAGUAGCCUUUUGAUACAAGAUGUCCAAAAGGAUGAUAUGGGGAAUUAUACCUGUGAAAUUAAGUUUGAAGGCAGACCUAUUAGGCGGACUAUCCAGUUAAAGGUAACAGCUUUACUCACAGCGAAGCCUCCUAAACCAUUGUUCCCUGUGGAGAACCAGCCAAGUGUUAUAGAUGUCCAGCUGGGCCGCCCACUCAGUGUAUUUUGCAGAGCCUUCUUUGGAUUUAGUGGCGAGUCAGGUCCCAUGAUCUACUGGAUGAGGGGAGAGAAAUUUAUUGAAGAAUUAGAGAAUCACAUUAAAGAAGGAGUAAUCAGGUUACUUAGAGAACACCUCGGGGAGAAGGAGGUAGAAUUGGCUCUGACGUUUGAUGCUAUACAAGAAGCAGACCUGGGUAAUUACACCUGCCAUGUGGAAAACAGAAAUGGCCGCAAGCAUGCCAGUGUCCUCCUGAGGAAGAAAGAGCUGAAGUAUAACCUUGAACUCGCUGGAGGUCUGGGUGCUAUCCUUAUUGUCUUUGUUUUGCUUAUCACAAUCUAUAAGUGCUACAACGUGGAAUUAAUGCUCUUCUACAGACAGAAUUUCGGAAGUGACGAAGCGUCAGAAGACAACAAAGAAUAUGAUGCAUAUCUUUCAUAUACCAAAGUGGAUCCAGACUCAUUAGACCAUGAAAGCAAAGAGGAGGAACAGUUUGCACUAGAAAUUCUUCCAGAUAUCCUAGAGAAACAUUAUGGAUACAAACUCUUUGUUCCAGACAGGGACAUGAUCCCCAGUGGAACUUACAUGGAGGACCUAGCAAGAUGUGUUGAGCAGAGCAGAAGAUUAAUCAUUGUGCUGACACAAGAUUAUGUCAUCAGAAGGGGAUGGAGUAUCUUUGUGCUGGACAGCAGACUGCACAAUUUGCUGACCAGUGGGGAAAUCAAAGUGAUAUUAAUAGAAUGUACAAACCUGCGAGGAAAAGUGAAUUAUCAAGAAGUGGAAUCCCUAAAACAUGCCAUCAAACACCAGUCAUUAAUCAAGUGGGAUGGUCCAAAGAGCAGCAAAAUAAAUUCAAAGUUUUGGAAACGCCUCGUCUACGAAAUGCCUGCAAAGAAGAAAGAAGUCCUAUCUCGGCAGCACGUCAUGGACAGUGGGGAGCAGAGCCUUUUUGGAGAACUGCAAACUGUACCUUCCAUUGCUGUAACAGGGACAUCUGGCACACUGGGGCCAUCCCAAGACACAUCUGGUUACCAUCAUGCAGAGGCAAUGCAAAUGAGACAUUUCUGCAGAGCUUAUGAAUAUGAUAAAUCGGCUCCGCCUUUGCCGAUAGCAGCAUUAGGCAAUCACCACACAUAUUGUAAUAUACCAUUAACCCUGCUUAAUGGGCAGGUGAGCCACAGUAAUUCGGCAAAGGACCCAGCGGAGUACCAUGGGAACAGCACCUUCAUACCAAUUUCUUCAAGAGAGCUUAGCAUUACUAGUGACAUUUGGUAGUACAAAAUAAGAUGCGGACCUGCUGUCUUUGCUGCUGUAUAAGCUCUCCGAAGUUUAAUGAACCUUAAACUCAUGCCACAGGGGUGCCGAAACAAGCUAUCAAGCAAUGGCACAAUUACUCAGUUUUCUACUGGAACAUUUUGUUUACAAUCUCAGGAUACUGAUAUUAAAGGUCCUGAUUUUUUUAGUUCCAACAUAGUUUAAAAAGGUACAGUGUAAAUGUUUUAUUGCUAUGUCAGGAAAAACUAAAAAAAAAAACUAAAAAAAAAUACAAUAUAUAAAUAUUUUAGAUUAGAUGUUGCAAUUUAAUGGACUAAAGAACGGUAUGAGAAAAAGAGAUUAUUUCUAUAUAUUUCAAAAAUCAUUUCAAUACAACUGAGAAGAAUUAAGUGAAUUAUAGUUACUUUAUUUUAGACUAAUAUUUAUGCAAAUGUCAUAGCACAUUCUGAGAUGUUUUUUUCUUUUUAUAAAGGAAGGAUUGUGUGGUGUAGUGGAGGGGUCUGUGCACAUUUGUUGAGACUGUCACAUGUCCAUAUAUUCAGCCAAUAAAAACAUGCACAAUACAAUCCACAUAUUGGUGAAACCUUUCCAUGUCAGAGAGACCAUACAUGUCUUUCACAGUGAGGGGGAUAUUGCUGCACACUAGGCUUUCUUGUGUAGUUCAAGCACAAAUUGUUGUCAUGAUUCUUUACAAAUAUGGGGCGCAUGUUUCUUUUCUUGUUUCAACUGCACAUUAUAUACCCCGGUUCAUAAAAUGGAUUUAAAAAGCUCUACAACUCUAUAAAAGGCAAACAUACCAUAUAUUGCUGGUAUAUGCAUCCCUCAAGAUCUCAAGAUUUAUAGAACCGUUUUAUAAAAAAAAACAAAAAAAACUGGUCACCCAAAUCUGCUGUUUCGGAGAUGUGCCAAUCCUGCGGGUGUGAAAGCAGAAAAUGGGAUCUGGGAGAGUGACCUUGCCUGGUCAGGUCCUCCACCAUUCCUGCCCCUAUUAUGGCUGUACUCACUGCAGUGAUGUAGAGUUUAUUGUAACGGUGGUUUCCUCACAUAAGUGAUAUUGCAUGUCACCUAGCCUUGUCCACCUUCUUUACCUUCCUUGCUUCUGGAUCUCCCUGAAGCAAUGUAGGAAAAAUAAGCAAACAUUCCUUCAGGUGUUCCGGUUUCCUCCCAAUGCCCAAAGACAGCAGCAGUAGCUAACUGGGCUCCUUCACACCAAUGUACGCUACAAAAUGUAGCAAAUUAUACUUACCGAUAAUUUCAUUUCUUCGAGACACUCCAUGGCAGCCAUUACUCUGGGAUUUAUCCCUACUCCUAGAUUUUAGACAGGAAGUUUUUUCUAUUUUAGGCUCCGCCCCUCUGGGAAUAUAGGUCCGACCACCCCUAGCUUCCCCAGUCUUUUGAGUGUCUCCUUGACGGAGCCUAAGAAAAAACAAAGAUAUAUUGAGGUGGGAAACUAGGCUGCCAUGGAGUAUCUCGAAGAAAUGAAAUUAUCGGUAAGUAUAAUUUGCUACUUUCUUCUACGCUACUCCAUGGCAGCCAUUACUCUGGGAUAUACCAAAGCAUCCUAGUAGGGAGGAAAAUAAACCACACAGAGCCCAAAUGAUGCUUAAAGUAAAUUAUGCAGUUGCUUCCUUCGGUACUGCCUCUCCAAAGUGACCACCAGAGACAUCUAAGCCAUAGUGUCUGGUGAAUGUAUGGAUGGACGACCAUGUUGCCGCCAUACAUAUCUCUUUUAUUGACACCUGCGCUCUUCUUGCCCAGGAUGUAGCCACCGCCCACGUAUAGUGUGCCUUAAUGUGGAACUGGUCGGCCAUUUCUUGAUAGGCGAACGCAAUCAAUUCCGUAAUCCAUCUAGCAAUCGUGUUUUUAGAAGGCGAUUCACCUUUUUUGACUCCAGAGUGUAAAACAAACAGAUUUUUAACUUUCCGGAAGUCUUGCACUCUCUCUAAGUAUAUGGUGACUGCCCGCAAAACAUCCAGCAUAUGCAACCUCUCUUCGUAAUCAUCCGUUGGGUAUGGAAAGAAAGAUGGUAGAAUGAUCUCUUGGCUCAGAUGGAAGUUUGAAACUACCUUUGGCAGAAAUUCUGGAUUAUUUUUUAAUAUUAUUCUAUCUGGAAGAAUAUUCAAAUAGGGCUCCUCAGCCCAGAGAGCCUGUAGUUCUCCAACCCUUCUCGCUGAAGUUAUUGCUGUGAGGAAAACUACCUUCCAGGUUAGCAUUUUUAAAGAGAUUUCCUGCAGAGGUUCGAAAGGCGAAUCCAUCAGCGUAUUCAGAACAAGGUUCAGAUCCCAUGUUGGUAUAACUGGUCUGACUCUAGGACGUUCCCUCUUGAUGGCUUGACAGAAUCUCUGCACUAGGUUAUCCUCCAACAGCUUUCUAUCCAGCAAUAUACUUAAGGCUGAUAUUUGCACCUUGAUAGUUGAUACUGCGAGACCCAUCUGAAAACCUUCACUUAGAAACUGCAGUACCUGCGGGACUUCAACCGUAGAUAUUUCAACGUCAUUCCCUAACCAAUCACCAAACUUUCUCCACACUCUAUAAUAGGACUUUGAAAAAAUAUUCUUCCUUGCUUUCAUAAGUAAGGUAACAACCUGCUCUGAAAGGCCUUUACUUCUCAGGAUUGACCGCUCAACUUCCAUGCCGUCAAAUGAAGACUCUGCGGGUUCGGAUGGCAGAUUGGUCCUUGUCGCAGUAACUCUGGUCCUAUUGGUAAGGUCCAUGGACCCUGUAUAGCCAUUCUGAGGAUUGUGGGAAACCACACUCUGUUUGGCCAAUGGGGUAGAACUAUUAUAACUACUGCUUUCUCCUCUCUGAUUUUUCGUAGAACUUGAGGUAUCAUUGGUAGUGGAGGGUACACAUAACUGAGGUUGACGUUCCAUCUCUGGGAAAGAGCAUCUGUCCCGCUGGAAUUUGGGGAUUGGCACCUUGAAAAGAAUCGCUUCACUUUCAUAUUCUGAGAUGUGGCCAUCAGGUCCACCUGAGGGUACCCAAACCUCUGUGUUAUUAAGUGGAACACUUGAGGAUUUAUCUCCCAUUCUCCCGGUAAUACAUCGUGCCUGCUCAGGUAAUCCGCCACUAAGUUGGAUUCCCCUGGGACAUGAAGGGCUGUUAUGGACUUCAGGUUUUGUUCUGCCCAAUCCAAAAUCUUUGCUACCUCCACCCAUAGGUCUCGACUUCUGGUGCCUCCUUGUCGAUUUAAAUAUGCCACGACUGUCACAUUGUCCGAGAAUACUCUCAGAUGAGACUGCACCAGCAGCGUCUGAAAAUGUAUCGAGUUCCACACUGCCCUCAUUUCUCGCUUGUUGGAAGACAUGAGUUUUUCCUGGGUGGACCAUGACCCCUGACAGGUGUGAUUUAACAGAUGACCUCCCCAACCUGUGGCACUUGCAUCUGUUGUCAAAACAGCGUACUUGGGCUGCACUAAGGACACUGACCUUUGGCUUAAGCUCUGGUCUAACCACCAAUCCAGGGACUUCUUUGCUCCUUGAGUGAGGAUUAUCUUGUGGUCUAGGUCUCUGUCUAUACGGGCCGCUCUGAUUAUGUCCCACUGGAACGUUCUCAUUUUUCACCUGGCCCAGGGUACUACUUCUAUUGUAUAAGACAACAUCCCCACAAGACGCAGGCCUAGACGGUGUGAAAUGCUGUCCUCUACCUGAACUAGGAAUGAGAGAUCUUGAAUUUUUUUGCAUCGGUCUUCCGACAACGCCACCGUGUAUUUCUUUGAAUCUAUCCAAACUCCUAGGAACUGAAGGCCCUGCAUUGGAUCUAACUUGCUCUUCUUCCAGUUCACUAGCCAACCAUGAGCUUGAAGAAUCUGAAGAGUCUUCUGUACUGCUACUAUUAAACUUGCUCUCAUACUUGCACAGAUCAGCAAGUUGUCCAGGUACGGCCACAAUGCUAUGCCCGUCACUCUCAUAUGUGCUACUAGAGCUAGGAGAACUUUCGUGAAAACUCCUGUUGAGGAAGACAGGCCGAACGGUAGGCAGGUGAAUUGAAGAUGUUUCCCAAGGAAGUAAAACAUUAGGAAUCUCUGGUCGUCUUUGUGAAUUGGCACGUGAAAGUAUGCGUCUUUCAGAUCUAUAGAGGCCAUAAAGUCUCCUUGCUUUAUCCCUAAUAGUAUGGUUUUCAGCAUCUCCAUGUGAAACCGUUUCUUUAUAAGGAAUUUGUUUAAUCUUCUUAAAUCCAUAAUUGCCCUGAAUUCUCCCGAUGGUUUCUGAAUCAAGAACAUCCUGGAAUAAAAACCUCUUCUCUCCUCUGCCACCGGUACCUUUUCGACUGCAUGUGCUUUGAGAAGGUUUUUUAUAGCAUCUUGAAACACUGUUAUCUGUUCUUCUGACGUUGGAAUCUUUGAUUUUACAAAAUUCCGCCCCGUCGGCUUCUUUAUAAAUUCUAUAUGAUAACCCUGGGAGAUUAUCUUUAACACCCAGGCGUCCUGAGUUGACUCUUGCCAUUGAUCUGCAAAUUUCACUAAUCUGCCUCCUACGGGCGCAGUACUCUGGGGUAUCAUAUAGUCAGAAUUUUCUAUUGCCUCUUCUGCCAAACUGACGAAAGGACUGCCUGGUAGUUGUUGGAGUGUAUCUACCAUACUGUCUACCUGGCAUGUAUGACCUAGCUUCCUUAAACUGCUGCUUAGGUGAAGAAGCUCUAAACCUUGAUUUUCUAUCAUAUGGUAGCUUCGCGGAUUUACCGCCUGACAUGACAUUGAUUAUAGAUUCCAGCUUACUUCCAAAUAGGCGAGAGCCUUCAUAAGGAAGAGCUACCAAUCUGUUUUUUGAGUGGACGUCUGCCGUCCAGGUACGCAGCCACAGUGACCUUCUAGCCGCUACACCUGCUGCUAAUGAUUUUGCCGCAUAUUCGACUACCUCAAGAGAGGCCUCACACAAGUAUUCCACCGCCUUCAUUAUCACAUCCAGGUCUUUCUGCAGGUGAUGUCUGGAUACCUGAUCCUCUAAAUCAGGAUUCAGGUUGUUCCCCCACAACCUCAGGGUUCUGGUUGUUGACGCCAUAGCUACCCCAGCCUUUAGCGUCACCGCUGAUGCUUUAUAGACCUUCUUCAGCGAACUCUCAACCUUCUUGUCCAUUGCAUCUUUAAGCACUGCACCGUCUUCCAACAGGAUGGUGGUUUUGGAAACAACUUCUGCCACUGCAGCAUCCACUUUAGGCAACUCACACCAUUUAGUGAAUUCUUCAUCCUGUACCGGAAACAUGCGAUCCAACCUUUUCAUAUAAUUGAGACGCUUAUCUGCAGUCUGCCACUGUACUGACAUAAUCUUCUUCAGUACUUUAUGCACCAGAAAACAUCGGUUUUUCUUAAUCCUAUCUUCAAAUAAAGGAUCCUGAGCAUCAUCCUCCUGUGCUUCAUCCUUAAUGUUUAAAGCUCUAUACAUAUGCUUGAGUAAGCUAUCAACUAUAUCCAAAUUAAACAAUCUAUCUGGCUCCUGAGCCUCCUCAGAUUCUGCCGGAGAGGGACUAUCAGCAUAAUCCAAUACAACGAGACUAUCCGAAUCAUCUACAGCGUCCAGACUUGUCUGUGACCUGGACCUUUUCGCCCCCUGAAGCUCCUUUAAUUCACCCUUUGUUACGAAUGAUUUUUUCAUCCAUUCCAUAAGAUCCUGAAUUUGCCUAGAUUGGCCCUGGGAUGCUUCACAAUCAUCACACAACUUGCUAUGUUUAUCCCCAGAGAAGCUUUUUUUUACAUCCAGAACAAGCCAAAUGAUGCUUCUUUUUACAUGUUCUUUUCCUAGGAACUUCAGACACACUGCAACCAAACAAACAGUAUCCUAAACACCCUAACUACAUAACAUAAUACGUGCCCUAAAUGAGAUUGCUUACCAUUCCUGGGCACAUGAAGGCGUAGAGGGAGACCUUUCUUUGUCCAUAGCCACUGUAUCCUCCUGCAGCACUUCUGUUACUCCUACUGCAGCUUCUCUUAUUACUGGAGAUUCUGUUUUUACCCCAGUCUCACUCUCAGCGGUGGACCACGCCAUCUUAGCAGCCUUUAACCCUGGCUGCAGGCCGGCGCAUGCGCAGACCGAUCCGCGGCAACUUUCCGGGAUUCGGCAGCGCACUUCCGUCCGCCGCAUCCAGCGCUGCUUCCGCCCUCCAGGCUCAGCGUCUUGGCGGUCACCGGCGGUAAUGGGAGCCAGCGGCACCACUUACACAGGGCGCAAUUCUUCAAUAUCCCGGCGGGCGACCCCAUACAGGUACACAGUAGUGGGCAGACAUUUCUACUGCCACAGGCAGUAAUUAUAGUUGCUCCAUAAUUGAUAUCAUAGCAGUGUCAUCCAGCAUUUAUACUGCCACAGGCAGUAAUUAUCAUGCUCCUCCAUGGGUCCUUACUCCGGGUGCCAAACCCCUUCCAGCCGCGGCUCACAGAGGCGCAUUAGGCCCAGGUAAAAUCCUGGUAAGCCUUAUAUUUGAAAAACAAUAAACGACUACUCUGUCACUACCUAAGGAGACAGGAAAAAGACUGGGGAAGCUAGGGGCGGUCUGACCUAUAUUCCCAGAGGGGCGUAGCCUAAAAUAGAAAAAACUUCCUGUUUAAAAUCUAGGAG